AUGCAGACAAUCAAAUGCGUAGUUGUAGGCGAUGGUGCCGUUGGUAAAACUUGUCUGUUAAUUUCGUAUACAACCAAUAAGUUUCCUAGCGAAUAUGUACCUACGGUCUUUGAUAACUAUGCGGUUACUGUCAUGAUUGGUGGCGAGCCAUAUACCCUUGGAUUAUUUGAUACUGCAGGACAAGAAGAUUAUGACCGCUUGAGACCCUUGUCAUAUCCACAGACCGAUGUAUUCUUAGUCUGCUUCUCCGUUGUUAAUCCUUCCUCUUUUGAAAACUGGGUGCCGGAAAUUUCGCACCAUUGUCCAAAAACUCCAUUCCUGCUUGUUGGAACACAGAUUGAUUUACGUGACGAUUUGGCUACGAUAGAGAAGUUAAAUAAAAAUAAAUUGAAACCUAUUACUUCUGAUGCCACAGAAAGAUUAAGUAAAGAACUUAAAGCCGUUAAAUAUGUUGAAUGUUCUGCUUUGACGCAGAAAGGAUUGAAGAAUGUUUUCGAUGAAGCGAUAUUGGCUGCUUUAGAGCCCCCGGAAGAAAAGAAGAAGAAGAAAUGUGUUCUAUUGUAA
Molecule: messenger RNA, 564 nt
Organism: Trichoplax adhaerens
Lineage: Eukaryota; Metazoa; Placozoa; Uniplacotomia; Trichoplacea; Trichoplacidae
Product: Cdc42hs complexed with A peptide derived from P-21 activated kinase
Exons: 4
Coding region: 1-564 (187 amino acids)
Biological process (GO): small GTPase-mediated signal transduction
Molecular function (GO): GTPase activity; GTP binding
Source: RefSeq, a predicted model, not a curated record